UUCUACCGGCAAGCCGAGCCGGGCCAGCAGGCACCCAGGCUGACGGUGCUGCUGCUGCACGGCAUUCGCUUCUCCUCCGAGACCUGGCUUCAGUUUCAGCUGCGGACGCUUGCCACGCUGGCCGAAAAGGGCUACCGAGCUGUGGCUAUCGACCUGCCGGGGCUGGGGCGCUCGAAGGAUGCUGUGGCCCCAGCGCCCGUGGGCCAGCCGGCACCAGGAACUUUCCUGAAAGCAGUUUCGGAGGCUCUGUGCCUGGGUCCAGCCGUGGUGAUCAGCCCGUCGCUGAGCGGCAUGUACUCCCUGUCCUUCCUCUUCCAGCACAACCACAUGGUCAAGGCAUAUGUGCCCGUAGCACCCAUCUGCACGGAUAAAUUCACGGAGGAGCAGUAUGCCCAGAUCAAAACCCCGACGCUGAUCGUGUACGGGGACCAGGACGCGGAGCUGGGGCAGGCCAGCCUGAACAACCUGCGGCACCUCCCCAAGCACCAAGUGCUGGUGCUGCAGGGCGCUGGACACGCCUGUUACCUGGACAAGCCCGAGGAGUGG
Pterocles gutturalis (yellow-throated sandgrouse) is the source of this 546-nucleotide messenger RNA. RefSeq names its product abhydrolase domain containing 14B (gene ABHD14B). The record is from RefSeq and is a predicted model, not a curated record. The annotation marks the transcript as partial. The transcript is spliced from 3 exons. Gene Ontology annotation, cellular component: cytoplasm. NCBI's taxonomy places the organism in Eukaryota, Metazoa, Chordata, Aves, Pterocliformes, Pteroclidae.